UUGAGUCGAAUUGUUAGUUUGGUACUUAUUUGAUUUUCGUUAUAUGGUUUGCUACAUCGAAGUGGCAAAUUAUAGAUCCUAUAAAAUGAGGGCUUAUGUUAGUUCCGUUUAUGAUCGGGGAUUCUGGACCCUGGUUUUCAUCAGCUUCGGGAUUUCUCCUGCUGAAGCAGCGCUGAGCCUGACAAAAUAAUAUCAUAAUAGCAUUGUUACAAGUACAAUAACAUGCUGAUGCUGGAGUAUUUGCUAAUUUGCAACUGCUAAAAGCCUGAAACUGUGAAAUUUUCUCCUGGCUGACAACCGAGCGGCUAGAAAGAUGAAGCAGUUUACGAUUGCCGCUGUUUGUUUUGUUGCUGCAUUCGUAAGUGUGAUCGGAAUUCUGUAUUUGAUGAACAGAGUUCCGCAGGAGAACGCAGCGGAAUCAACGCCUAUGCGUGAUUCGGAAGAAACAUUAAUCUGCGAAAUGGAUGCCACCAGUCUGUGCACGCAUCUUCCAGACCUGCGCCAGAUUGAGCAGUCGGUUUUGAGACGACUUCGGGAAUUGGAAAAGAAGAUUGCAUUAUCCCUGCAGGAUCUGGACGAUCAGAAUAAGCAGAUCGAAGAAUUCAGAUUAGAAAUUUUUCGACUGAAUUCCACUAAACAAGAGCUGAUCACCUCCAUAAAACACUCCAAAAUUGAGCAGGCUGAGCUGCAGCAUCGUCGUAUGCCGAAAGUUGAGCAGCCUCUGCGCUUAAUCAGCCAGAACAUUAACAGAGAAAAUUCUUUGAUCUCGUCCGCGAAAUCUUUCCAGUCCUGCACUAUGGAUGAAUGUUUUGAUUACUCGCGAUGCCCGUUAUUCUGGGAUUUUGCGUUCUACUUGGAUAAUCGUCUGAUUAGUGGUUGUAACUCGCAACAUGCUACAGCUUUUGUAACAGCCCUCCAAAAAUCAGUGUAUAUUUCUUCCGAUGCCAAUAAAGCUUGCUUGUUCAUCCUUCCCGUUUGUUCCAAAUCGGAUUUGACAAGAAUCUCGACAUCCGCUUACUGGAAAGGCGAUGGUCGGAAUCAUUUGGUUGUCUUGCUGGAAAACGAUUUGAAAGAUGUCCGUUUUGAUGCCGGCUUGGCCAUGCUGGCCGGGGAAGGUUUGCCUUCCUUUCGCCAGCGUUUUGAUCUGCCUCUCGUUUUUGACCAUUUCGGGAUGGUGUCCACAGGGAUGGAUUAUUUGCCGUCGCAGGUGCCGGCUCGAAGGCCGAAUUUCAUUUAUUUUCACGCCCGGUACAUGGAUGUGCUUCCCUCUCCGCAAGACCAGACUGUAAUUCGCGCUUUGAACACAACACAAAAUCCUGACGAUUCCGUUUUGAAAUUCACAUGCGAAGCUGCAUUAAAUGAUUCAGCUUGCCAUACCAACACUUGGUGUUACUGCGAGCAUCCGGAACUGAAUUUUUCCCGAUCCACCUUCUCGCUGGUCUUGCCAACUUCCGAGUGGGAUUCGGAAGCAGUGAAGUACAUCAUCUUAGGCCUGAAAACCGGUGCUAUUCCGGUCGUACUUGGUGCCGUAAAUCUGCCUUUCUCUGAGAAUAUUGAUUGGUCCAAAGCGGUGAUUCGGCUUCCUAAAGCCCGUGCACCAGAAGUCUUAACCUUGCUGCGUACAAUUCGCGAUGAGGAUAUUAUGCGAUAUCGUGGACACGGGCGUCGGACGUGGGAAACCUAUUUCUCCUCGCCCAGUGUCAUUGUCAGCGCCAUGAUCGAUACUAUUCGUUUCCGGUUAAAUAUUCCCGCGAAGAGUGUGGCGGAUGUGAAACUAGUGGAUAUUUUUAAUAGCACGUUCCAGCCAGUAUGGCAAACGGUGCAGCGAUCGGAUUUGGAAGAGAAUGUCGGCCCGGUGGAGGCACCGUUACCGUCGGAUGUGUUCCAGAGAAAUUUUUCAUCGACGGGACUGGAUCGGUACGAAGCUUGGAAUGUGUAUUUCGACGCGGGAGCGCUGUUUCCCUAUAGACCAUUUGGGUCUGAAAUGCCGGGGGAUGCCAAAUUUAAGGGCUCAGAGUUUGGGUUUCGGCCCAUCGCUGAUGGAGCCGGUGGAUCCGGUGCGGAAUUCAGCGAAGCACUAGGCGGAAAUUCGCCGCGGGAGCAAUUUACGGUUGUGAUCUUGACCUAUCAGCGGGAAUCCAUUUUGUCAGCCACUCUCAGUCGUUUAAACAAUCUUGCCCAUUUGAAUAAGGUCGUGGUAGUCUGGAACAGUCCCCUGGAUCCUUCUGAAGCGUUAACUCUUCCUAAAAUUCAUGUUGCCAUACAUAUUCAUAAAGCUGAAGUAAACAGCUUGAACAAUCGGUUCUUGCCGUUGAAUGUGAUCGAGACCGAAGCCGUGCUCAGCAUGGAUGACGACAUUCAGCUGCGUCACGAUGAAAUCAAUUUCGCCUUCCGAGUAUGGCGAGAAAAUCGCGACAGGAUUGUUGGGUUUCCGGCGCGUUAUCACGCCUGGGAUUCGAAAUAUGGAUCGUGGUUGUAUAACUCCAAUUAUACAUGUGAAUUGUCCAUGAUAUUAACCGGUGCUGCAUUUUUUCACAAGUAUUACAUGUAUCAGUAUACGUAUGCCAUGCCGGCUCAGAUUCGAGCAAAGGUGGAUGAAUUUAUGAACUGCGAAGAUAUUGCAUUGAACUUCUUGGUGGCGCAUAUAACGCGGAGACCACCGAUCAAAGUAACAUCACGCUGGACAUUUCGUUGUCCGGAAUGCCCAAUCAGCCUUUGGGAAGACGAUUCGCACUUCACUGAACGGCAUUUAUGUAUCCAGUAUUUUGAAAAAAUCUACGGCUAUAUGCCUCUUUUAAACACACAGUUUCGAGCCGACUCUGUGCUGUUUAAGACCAGAAUCCCGGCUGAUAAGCAGAAGUGCUACAAAAUUAUCUAGAAAUGAUCUCUGAGUUAUUUGUGAUAUAUUAUUUGUUUGGAAACCAUAUCAUUUGAUGGUACGUCUCAAAUUUCUGUUGUCAAAAUUUCUUUGAACUUGUGGCAGUUGUUGAUUUUAUCUUCAUUUUGAUUUUUUAAUUAGCAUGGCGUUUUUGUUUUUGCUGUUUCUGUCUGCUCUGUGUACAGUCUGCUAUAUACUGAAUACUACCAGUUUUUGCCAGUGUUCGUUGCUGGAACAGGCGCGCAGCGUUUUAAUUUUUUUAAGCUUUCUGUCAAUACCAUACUCUAGCCGUUAAAGUACCGGUAUUGGUUCUUUUCCGAUAAAGUUUUGCCCGUGAAUGUUGUUA
This is a messenger RNA of Paramacrobiotus metropolitanus, 3224 nucleotides long. Its product is annotated as exostosin-3-like. Gene Ontology annotation, molecular function: glycosyltransferase activity. Gene Ontology annotation, cellular component: membrane. The record is from RefSeq and is a predicted model, not a curated record. The transcript has 8 exons. Bases 314 to 2878 code for a protein of 854 amino acids. NCBI's taxonomy places the organism in Eukaryota, Metazoa, Tardigrada, Eutardigrada, Parachela, Macrobiotidae.